CUGAAGCAACUUGAAACAACGGAAAUGAAUCCAUCUUAGUUAGUGGUCCAUCGUCCCCCAGCGUCAACCCAUAAGGAAACUACGACAAGCAAGGUGGAGAUCCUAUGAGAGGAAAGAGGCAGCUCAAUGCGACAUUUCAGAGCUGGGUUUACGUUAAUUGUACUGAUACUCUUCCAGGGCAGUGUGUGUGCCAAGACCAUCUUCCUACAUCUUCCAUUAGCUCCAGGACUGUUCACCAACACCAGCACCCACAAUGAGCAUGCAACUUGAAUUGAAGAAUUUGAUUCUGAGAGCUGGAGAUCAGCUGAAAGUAAAGGGGACAAUUCUGCAUGAUGCUGAGAGAUUCCAGAUCGACCUCGGCUGUGGUGCAGACGACCUGGCACUGCACUUUAACCCUCGUUUCCAGGAUGACACUGAUGGAGCCGUUCUAAUUUGCAACUCAAAGAUUGCUGGUUGUUGGGGCGAUGAGAAACGUGAAAUACACAACCCCCUACAGAGAGGCACAGAUGUCAAGCUUGUGUUGAAGUUGGGUGGAGACAUGUUUGAGGUGGAGCUUCCUGAUGGACAGGAAGUUCAGUUUCCCAACCGUGACAACAUGGACGUCAUCAGUUACAUCAAAAUUGCAGGGGACUUCAAACUGACUUCCUUCAAGAUCUGCUAAGAGACACAGCUGCUGUAACACAUACAUGCAUGUCACGGUUAUCAGUUUGGUUAAAGGUUCAAUGUGUAAUUGUGUGUAGCACAGACUGCUGUAACUUGUUCCCACUUGAAACCGCACUAUUGUUUUUCUAAGGAACUUGAACUGAAUUGCAAUAUCAGUCAAAAUAAUCGCAAUUGAAUAUU
Cottoperca gobio is the source of this 843-nucleotide messenger RNA. Its product is annotated as galectin-2-like. NCBI's taxonomy places the organism in Eukaryota, Metazoa, Chordata, Actinopteri, Perciformes, Bovichtidae. Bases 254 to 661 code for a protein of 135 amino acids. Gene Ontology annotation, molecular function: carbohydrate binding. The record is from RefSeq and is a predicted model, not a curated record. The transcript is spliced from 5 exons.